Molecule: messenger RNA, 983 nt
Organism: Caenorhabditis auriculariae
Lineage: Eukaryota; Metazoa; Nematoda; Chromadorea; Rhabditida; Rhabditidae
Source: the annotation of a GenBank genome assembly
AUGGGCUGCUGUCGGUGCUGCUUCUGCUCCGGCCUCCUUCUUCUGUGCGUCUUGCUCGCCGGACUGUUCUACGGGCUGGAAACGGGCCUUUUCGAUGGAUCCAACAGCCGCAACUCCACUCAGCUCGUCAACCUCCGCGAAACAACUAAGAACACACCGACGCCGGUAAUUGAUUCAUUCAAUCAACUACUUCAAACCUAGGAAAUCGAUUAAAUCUUCAAAAUAAAUCCUAAAGUUAGGCGGACGCUUCUGGGACUGAGGGCGAAGGGCAGGCGAAGCAAAAAAUGACUUUUCGUUUAGCGUUUCCAGUAGACUUGAACAUUUUUGAAACUGUACACAGGGUUGGAAAGGCUCAACGGAAAACUUUGAAAAAAUUUAACAAGCAGUUAAUCACUAAGAAUAACUGACGAGAUAAAUGCGAGCUCGGUGGCGGUACAUUGACUAACUCGCAAAAAUGUCGCUUUUUUCUAGGCGCGAUCCCGCAUUUCUCUCGGCGCGACCUCGCAUUUUUCUCGGCGCCAUCUCGCAUUUAUCUUGCAUUUCGGAAAUUUUCAAAUUGCGAGGGAAAUGCGAGCUCGCGCCUAGAAAAAUGCGAGCUCGCGCCCAAACAAAUGCGAAACCGGCGCGAGAAAAAAUGCGAGAUGUUUGCGAGCUCGUCAAUGUACCGCCAGUGUCUCGCGUUUAUCUCGGCAGUUAUUCUUAGUGAAUAAGUCUUUAGAGGCUCUUACAAUUGGUGACGAAUUUUAACUGUUGCUCGUGCUGUACAAUUAGAUUUUUUCUGAAUGUCGGAACUUUGAAUGAAAGUUCAGAAUCCAGAAACGACACUAGCGCCGAGUUUUCUGAUAGUACAGGACUACGUCGACGAGGAUUUUUUGCACCAGAUCAUUAAAAGUGCCAAAGAUCGUGAGUUCUGGACUUUUCUUCCAUUGACACCAUUUCUUCCAGAAGAAAACUACGCCGAAGACGAGGGCACGAUAAAUUGA